UCUCUCAAAAUUUUGCACACAAUUUUGCUCGGUGUUUAGGAGUUUCUACGAAAUUAUCAUGAUGAAGAGUUUCAAGCACUUCAAAAUACAUUGGUUGCUGAUUUUGUUCCUUUUGAGCUUGGUGUUCAAUGGGCAAGCUAAAACAGAGUACAUGAAGUACAAAGAUCCAAAGCAACCACUUAACACUAGGAUUAAUGACUUGAUGAGAAGAAUGACUCUUGCUGAAAAGAUUGGACAAAUGACACAAAUUGAACGAUUGAAUGCAACCGCAGAUGUUAUGCACAAAUACUUCAUUGGUAGCGUUCUUAGUGGUGGUGGGAGUGUGCCUUCCCCUACUGCUUCUCCUGAACUUUGGAUAAAUAUGAUAAAUGAAAUGCAAAGAGGUGCCUUAUCUACUCGUCUAGGGAUACCGAUGAUUUAUGGCAUUGAUGCUCUUCAUGGGCAUAAUAAUGUUUACAAUGCCACAAUUUUCCCUCACAAUAUUGGUCUUGGAGCAACCAGGGAUCCUGAACUAGUAAGGCAAAUUGGAGCUGCAACUGCACUUGAAGUUAGAGCUACUGGCAUUCCUUACAUUUUUGCUCCAUGUAUUGCAGUUUGUAGAGAUCCAAGAUGGGGAAGGUGCUAUGAAAGUUUUAGUGAAGACCCUGAAGUUGUGAAAUCAAUGACUGAAAUCAUCUCUGGGUUACAGGGUGAGCUCAAGAAUCACAAUGGUGUUCCUUUUGUUUCUGGAAAGGAUAAAGUUGCUGCAUGUGCAAAGCAUUAUGUUGGUGAUGGAGGGACACAUGAAGGAAUUAAUGAAAACAACACCAUUGCCAACUUCCAUCAAAUUCUUAGUAUCCAUAUGCCAGCUUAUGAUGUUGCUAUAAUCAAGGGUGUUUCCACAAUCAUGGUCUCUUACUCUAGUUUGAAUGGACAGAAAAUGCAUGCCAAUUACUACUGGAUAACUAAUUUCUUAAAGGGAAAACUUCAUUUUAGGGGUUUUGUAAUCUCAGAUUUUCAAGGCAUUGAUAAGAUCACCACUCCAGUAGGUGCAAAUUAUACAUAUUCAGUUCAAGCAGGAAUUAGUGCUGGCAUUGAUAUGGUGAUGGUUCCAUAUGAUUAUCCUGAUUUUAUCAAGAUUCUAACUUCUCUUGUUGAGAACAAAGUUAUUCCUAUGAGUAGAAUAAAUGAUGCUGUCGAACGGAUUCUUCGAGUUAAAUUUGUAAUGGGUCUUUUUGAGAAUCCUAUUGCUGAUACAAGCUUUGUUGAUCAAUUAGGAAAGAAGGAACACAGAGAGUUAGCUAGAGAAGCUGUUAGGAAAUCACUAGUAUUGUUGAAGAAUGGGAAAACUAAUAGCAAACCAAUGCUUCCUCUUCCUAAGAAUAUGUCAACUAUCCUUGUUGCUGGAGCACAGGCUAAUAACUUGGGAUAUCAGUGUGGUGGAUGGACAAUGACAUGGCAAGGUGGCAGUGGGAACACCACAGUAGGAACUACAAUUUUAGAAGGUAUCAAAGCAACUGUUGAUCCUACAAGUGAAGUCAUCUAUAUGGAGAAUCCUAACGCCACAGCCAUCAAAAGCAAUAAUUUCUCUUAUGCAAUUGUUGUCGUCGGAGAAACUCCAUAUGCAGAAACAAUGGGAGACAAUCACAACCUCACCAUUACUGAUCCAGGUCCAAAAAUCAUUGAAGAAGUUUGCGGUGCCAUAAAAUGUGUCGUAGUCCUUGUCUCCGGCAGGCCUCUCGUGAUCGAACCUUAUAUUAAUUCCAUUGAUGCACUGGUUGCUGCAUGGCUUCCUGGAACUGAAGGCCAAGGAAUUGCUGAUGUCCUCUUUGGUGACUAUGGUUUCACAGGAAAGCUUUCAAGAACUUGGUUCAAAUCUGUUGAUCAACUCCCUAUGAAUGUUGGUGAUAAGCACUAUGAUCCUUUGUUUCCAUUUGGCUUUGGAUUGACAACUGAAACAACAAACAGCACGAGUACUUCUGCCGCUGGUGUGAGAGGAGGAAAUUACAACUUUGUGACUAUGUUUAUUAGCUUAUUAGUUGCUUUCUUAUUAUGCAAGGCUAAUGACUUGUUGCAUUAAGUUAGAGUUAUUUUAGACUUUUAUUUAUUCUUCUCCUUCCUACUUAGGAUGCAAAAAUUUUUC
Molecule: messenger RNA, 2122 nt
Organism: Dioscorea cayenensis subsp. rotundata (Guinea yam)
Lineage: Eukaryota; Viridiplantae; Streptophyta; Magnoliopsida; Dioscoreales; Dioscoreaceae
Product: lysosomal beta glucosidase-like
Exons: 11
Coding region: 59-2059 (666 amino acids)
Biological process (GO): glucan catabolic process
Molecular function (GO): beta-glucosidase activity
Source: RefSeq, a predicted model, not a curated record